This is a messenger RNA of Adineta ricciae, 681 nucleotides long. The record is from the annotation of a GenBank genome assembly. Lineage: Eukaryota; Metazoa; Rotifera; Eurotatoria; Adinetida; Adinetidae.
AUGGAUACAGAAUUAGAACAAAUUCAAACCAUAUCAACCAUCAAUGCAAAUAAUAAAAGCAAAUGGUAUACAAACAUCUAUCAACGCGUUGGAUUUUGGAAAUAUCUACUGAAUUCGUUGUAUAUUUUGGUCGUUCUUUACUUAAGUAUUCUAUUGAUGCCAAAUAUCCUUCUGUCAGUCACGUGGUAUCCAUGGAUUUACUACAUUAGUCAGAAUAAUAAAACAAUCAGUGAUCAGUAUACAUUUGCAUUCAAUAUGGCGUCAUUAUCUCAAAUAAUUCUUUGUCCAAUGGUUGGCCUUUGUCUCGCAUUUCGAGCAGAACAAAAUCCAAAACAAAAACUAUUGAAUGUUGCGAUUAUGCAAACAUUAGCAUGGGUUUUGAAUAUACUAUUAUGUAUCAUUUGUAUGUUCGUCAAUUCGACAGUUAUUGUUCCUGCAUUGGUGUUUAACUAUAUGGCCCGUUCCGUUAUUGUAGCUGGAUCACAAGCUGUCAUUUCUACAUUUUUUCCGUCGGAAUACAUUGGUAGAUUGACUGGCAUUAUGUGGACAUUAGCAGGAGCGAUAACUUGUAUUCAGUAUGGACUUGUUCAUUUAACAGCAGAUAUACUUCGAUCAUGGAGAGCAUGGGCUAUCGUUUUGGCACUAAUUGUAUGCAUGUCUUGUCAUUUAAUUCAAAUUUGA